This is a messenger RNA of Apiotrichum porosum, 4002 nucleotides long. RefSeq names its product DNA-directed RNA polymerase (gene RPO41). Gene Ontology annotation, cellular component: mitochondrial DNA-directed RNA polymerase complex. Gene Ontology annotation, biological process: mitochondrial transcription. NCBI's taxonomy places the organism in Eukaryota, Fungi, Basidiomycota, Tremellomycetes, Trichosporonales, Trichosporonaceae. Gene Ontology annotation, molecular function: DNA-directed RNA polymerase activity; mitochondrial promoter sequence-specific DNA binding. Bases 1 to 4002 code for a protein of 1333 amino acids. The record is from RefSeq and is a predicted model, not a curated record. The transcript has 2 exons.
AUGCUGCGCACCCGCAUCAACAUUGCUGCUCGCCGCGUGCCGCUCACCUCGACGGCCCGCCUGAGUGGCCUUCGCCAAUACACUGCCCCCUCCACGCCAGUUGCCACUCCUGCAGUGGCUACUGCCUCGUCGUCAGCGUCGACUGGCGGUGUAUCGUACACCACCACUCCCAAGGCCGAUCCUGAGCCGCAUUCGUUCAACACUGCUCCCCGGCCGAUUGUUUCCCUUCCCUCCCCACUGCCACCUACUGUCACCCCCCCUCCAGGUUCGAGGCACGCUAGCCUUUACCAGACGACGUCCAACAUUGACAUGAUCUCGAUCUUGAGCCUGGGUUCUUCGCGUCCGGAGUAUGUCCCUCGCGCGUUCCAAAUCUUCCGCCAGCUCAUGUCCGAUGCCAAGGAGGGCAUUGUGCCCUACCCUCCUGCCGAGGCCUGGGCGUCCGUCAUCACGGGCUCGCUGAGUCUCCUCACCGACGCAACCCUCCCCGAGUCGACCGCUAGGACGUGGCGUCUUCGUGCUGGAGGAAUUGUGGUCGAGUGGGAGCAAUGGAAGGCCAAGGAGCAUGGCAUGCCCCUUCCGGAACCCGGAACCCAGCCUGGACUGCAGGGUCUCAAGGCGCUUGAGGACAAUGGCAUCUUGCUGUACCGUGCUUGGUUUGACGGUCUCUACAACUCUGGUUCGCCCAUGACUGACAUUCUUCCCUACAUUGAGACGAUUGGGCUGCCCGCGUUUGUGGACGGCGUCACGGAGCCCUCCCUCAGCCGUAUUUUGGACGUUGUGCAGGAAUCUGCCCUUCGCGGCAACAACAAGAUCGUUACGGAUCAGGUUGAGGAUUAUCGCCCCAUCCUCAAGCGCCGUGCCAUGGUCGAGCAGUCUGAACCGCUUCCCGAAGUCAAGCCCCUUCUCGAGCGGCGUGACAAUACCGUCGACAACCAGGCCGGCAAAGACGGCGGUUUGAACACGCGCUUCAUGAUCGAAAACCUGCGCAGAACCCUUGCUCACAUCGAGGCACCCACAACGUCAAGGAAUCGUCAGAUGCAGUUGGAGCAGGCCUCAUACGAGGCUGCCGAAGCCGAACUUCAGCACACUGCCCGGCAGCUCGAGCUGGCCGGCCUGACGGAGCUUGUGGGCAACAGCAAUCUGUCGCGUAAGGGCCUCCAAAAGCACAUGUAUGAAUGGCAUACCGCUCUUACCGCCUACCUCGAAUCUAAGAUUGGCGAGAUGCGCCAAAAGGACAACAGGAACCCCGAAGACCUUCAGUCCAAGUGGUCAUCGACUCAAACAAUCAAGGAUACCACCAUGCUCGUUUACCUUACGGUUCUGCCCCCCAAGAAACUGGCCCUCGUCACCAUUCUCGAGCUCAUGCGCAUGGUUGGCUCGGGCGGUAUCACAGAUGGUAUGAAGACGCUACGUGGUAUCAUGGCGGUCGGCAAGGCCGUUGAGGGCGAACACCGUGCCGAGACCAUCCGCCAGGUCGCUGGCAAAAAGUCUCUCGCUUGGCAGAGCUCCCUUGACAAGCACACCAAAAGGCCCGACCGCGUGCAGAUUACGAGGACGUGGCAUGCCCAGAAUCCGCACAAGGAUUCGUUGCCUCUCGACGGCAACACUUCCACCGCAGGAACCGCGACCACUGAGCUGGGUUCCGUAUGGACGCCCAACUGGACCCAGAUGAUGCAGAUCUCUGUCGGCUCCUUCCUUGUCGAGGGUCUCAUCGAAACCGCCAGGGUUGAACGUCGUGCCCGGGACCCCGUUACCGAUGAGAUCAUCUCCGAGACUCAGCCCGUCUUCUCGCACAGCUACGAAUAUGUGCGUGGCAAGAAGCUCGGCGUUAUCCGUGUCAACCCCGAGGUUGCCCGGUGCCUUGGCACAGACUCUCUUCGCCAGGUUAUCCACCCCAAGCAUCUCCCUAUGCUUGUGCAGCCUCGUCCUUGGAGUUCAUUCCAGGACGGUGCCUACCUCGCGAGCCAGGUCCAGAUGAUGCGCUUCAAGGAUUCAAAGGAACAGGCCAACUACAUCGAAGAGUCUUGCAAAAAGGGUCUCCUCAAGGACGUGUAUCGUGGCCUUGAUGUGCUGUCAUCGACUCCCUGGCGUAUCAACCGUGGUGUGUUUGACAUUGUCCUCAAGGCUUGGAACGAUGGCGACGCCAUUGGCGACAUUCCUGCGUCUGUCGAAAAGUCCGAAUACAUUUACCCCGAGAAGCCCGACCCCCGCGAGAACGACCCCAGCGUGCGUUCCGACUACAUUGACAGGUACAGGGCCGUUGCCCUGCAGCAAGCCAAGGACCACGGCGAGCGCUGCAAGUACAAUUACAACCUCGAGAUUGCGCGGUCGUACGUCAACGACGUCUUUUACAUUCCUCACAACCUGGACUUCCGUGGCCGCGCGUACCCGAUUCCCCCACACCUGUCACCUGUUGGUGAUGACCUCUGCCGUGGUCUCCUCACGUUUGGUGUUGCCAAGCCUCUCGGUACCUCCGGUCUCAAGUGGCUCCAGAUCCAUCUUGCCAACCUCUACGGCUUUGACAAGGCGUCGUUUGAGGAGCGUGUCGACUUUGCCAAAAAGCACGAGGCUGACGUGUUCGACUCUGCCGACGACCCGCUUGGUGGCAGCCGCUGGUGGCUCAAGGCUGAAGACCCCUGGCAGUGUCUGGCAUGCUGCUUCGAGCUGGCCGCAGCUCUCCGCUCCGAGGACCCGACUCAGUUCAUGUCGUCGCUCCCUGUCCACCAGGACGGUACGUGCAACGGCAUGCAACACUAUGCCGCGCUUGGUGGUGACGUCCGUGGUGCCCAGGCGGUCAACCUCGAGAAGGGUGACCGUCCUGCCGACAUUUACAACGGUGUUGCCGAACUCGUCAAUGCGUCGAUCGCAGAGGACCGGGCGAACAACGUUCCCAUCGCCCAGUGGAUCGACGGUCCCCUCAGCCGCAAGAUUGUGAAGCAAACCGUCAUGACCACCGUGUACGGUGUCACUUUCAUCGGUGCUCGCGACCAGAUUAGUCGUCAGCUUGCUGCCCGUGGUGGCAUCCCUUCAGAUGAGCUGUACCACGUAUCCGGCUACGUCGCCAAGAAGGUGCUCGCCUCCAUCGGUGACCUGUUCGCUGGUGCCAAGGCGAUCCAGGACUGGCUCACCCUCUGUGCUCGUCUCAUCUCCAAGUCCAUCAGCGCCGAACGUGUGUACGCUGCGGCCCAGGAGUCCCAGGCCGUGCCGCCACCCCCUAAGAAGGGUUCCAGGCCGCCAAGGAAAGUUCCCACUUUCCGCGAGCGUAUCCCUCAAGAGCUCAUGACCGCCGUCGUCUGGACCAGCCCCCUCGGCCUCCCGGUCGCCCAGCCUUACCGCAAGGAGGCCAAGAAACAGGUCAUGACCUCGCUCCAGACCGUCUUCAUCCACGACCCUCAGGCCCCUUCCACCGUCAAUGGCUUGAAGCAGGCUUCGGCAUUCCCUCCCAACUUUAUUCACUCACUGGACGCUACCCACAUGCUUCUCACCGCCGUCAUGUGUAACACGAAGGACAUUACUUUUGCCUCGGUCCACGACUCGUAUUGGACUCACGCGUCGACGGUUGAGAGAAUGUCCGAUACCAUUCGCGACACGUUUAUCCACCUCCACGGCUCCAGCCUUAUCAGCAGUCUGCGGGACGAAUUUUUGAACCGUUACGGCGACUACUUGAUCCCGGUUGGCAACACAAGCAGCCGGUUUGUCGAGACAACCAUUGACAAGAAGCGUGCGCGUGAAUUGGAAUUGAAGCAGGAGAGGGCGGCCGCGACCAAGGAGAAGGCGGCCUUUGCCGACGAGAAAAUUCUCAACGCCGAAGAGGAGGUGGACGAGGAUGAGGACGUCCAAGAUGAUGUCCUUGACGUGUCCGACAUCGGUGGCACCGAUGUCAAGAGGACCAUCAUCGAGGGCGUGGAGUUUGUUCGCUUCCGCGAUGUCCUGCCUCCUCCUCCUCCCCGCGGCGAGUUUGAUGUCAACCGCAUCAAGGACAGCCAGUACUUCUUCUCCUAG